GGCGUGGUUCGGGUCAUCGUCGAGGCUAUGGGGCUGCACCCGGGCGACCAGCACGUGCAGGAGGAGGGCUGCUCUUUCAUGAAAUCACUCGCCGAAGACGGUGAAGAUGGAUCGGAGCUGGGCAUCAUGAUAGCGAGCCUCGGUGGGAUCGAGGCGAUCGUUCGGGCCAUCAAGCUACACCCAGGCUCAUGGGGCUGUUUUUUCAACGGCUGCUGGGCACUGGCCGGCAUCGCCAGGAAUGACGACAUCGGCGCAAAGAUCGCCGCAAACGGUGGGAUCCAGGCAAUCCUCGAGGCGAUGGAGAUGCACCCA
Molecule: messenger RNA, 312 nt
Organism: Guillardia theta CCMP2712
Lineage: Eukaryota; Cryptophyceae; Pyrenomonadales; Geminigeraceae
Exons: 1
Source: RefSeq, a predicted model, not a curated record